Cydia pomonella (codling moth) is the source of this 6258-nucleotide messenger RNA. It is a transcript of the gene sky, whose product is annotated as GTPase-activating protein skywalker. The transcript is spliced from 14 exons. The coding region runs from base 587 to 2371 and encodes 594 amino acids. The record is from RefSeq and is a predicted model, not a curated record. Lineage: Eukaryota; Metazoa; Arthropoda; Insecta; Lepidoptera; Tortricidae.
UGAGUCACAAGUCUAUGGCAUUCCGAGCGACGACCGCGCGAGAGCCACUGCGAGUACUCGCGUUCCCACAAAUCGCGGACGUGUUAUUUUACAUCGUCGACCGGGCUAACCGAAGUUUUUUCGCAAAAAUCGAAUUCGAACAAUCCGCACAUAUCAAUCGCAAGACACAUAAUCACUAACACAAACGGCAUAAAGAUAAUUUGAUUAACAAAGUCAAAGUUAGUUGAUAUUAUCAGUGAAAUUGAUCUUUUUUAUAAUGUAUGAGUGCGUAUGGUCAGUUAUUGAUGUCGAGUGAUGUUCAUACUGUUUAGUGUGGUUCGUUUAAGUGACAAAGCGUCGACCGUCGGGGGCUAUUAUCCUAUUCGAGAUUGCGUCGGGCCGGGAGCGCUCGGGCUCGGGUCUUAGUCGUUGGGGUACCCUAAAGCAGUAACUACGGAGUCGCCACUUCUCCUCCGUACCAUUUACUGCCAGGAUUGCGAUUUGAAGAUGGUGCAGCAGGAUUUGACCUAGGCCUGCUAUGGCUCGGGCGGGCUCAUGCGCGUGAGCCCCGGGCAGCCAGGACUGUGUAGUGUUGUGUUGUGUAGUGAUGCCCGCCAUGUUGUCGGCUGUGCUGGAAGAGGAGGCCGACAUGUACGAGGCGUUUCCGCCGCAUGUUGACCCCACUGGAAUUACUAUACUCACCGAUAGCCCACCAGGGAAGAAAGCGCCACUCAAAACCUUCGAGGAGGUCCAACCACUGUUACAACAAUCGAGGAAACGUGAACUCAAGCUCGUCAUCAGAGAGAACUCCUGGCCGAUAAACAGCCCGGUCCGGGCGUUGCUGUGGCCGGCGUUGUGCCGGCAGCAUCAGCAUGGGAAGUCCAUGCUCGACGGCUUCUACUGGGACAUGGUCACACAGGUGUUCGGAACAGUGGAGUUACCGGACAAGCCGAUCAUGCUCCCACCGUUCGUGGAAGCGACGCACUGCCUCGGCUACCACCUGACUCGCAAGGGCCGCGCGGUCGCCGACCGGGUCGUCUCCGUGCUAGGCUACGCCUGCCCUGACAUCACGUACAGCCCCAGUCUCUACCCCAUCACGGCUGCCCUGCUACACUUCAUGCCUGAGGAGGAAUGCUAUCACUGUAUGGCGUCCCUAGUGGCGUCCAAGGAGAAGAUGUUCAUCACACAGACCAAGCUGCUCAACGAAGUCACGUGGAAAACGGUCAUGCAGAUCGCGAAGAAACACGCCAAGUCGGCGGCGCAGCACCUCUCGAGGCUAUCGGGCGCAAUCGGCCCGGAACGGAUCUACGCUGACUGGCAGUGGUGGAUCCUCGCGGCCCUACCCUUCCCCCACCUCGUCAGGGUGCUGGACUGCUUUUUCCAUGAGGGCAUCAAGGUGUUCUACAGGGUGGCUCUAGCGAUCCUGAUCCUAUUCCACAAGCACUCUACGAAUCAGAGCUCGGACUGGUACGCCGAGGCGACAAAGAACGGCGUCGACCACGCCAUCGACAAGUUCUGCAGAAACAUGCCCGCUUCACCGACAAAACUGCUGCGGACUGCGUUUAGUAUUAGGGCUUUAAGUUCACAGUACAUAUCCCGAGUGUUCAUUAAGACGGAGAUGACGCUGAAGUCGAAGCAGGUGAUCACGGGCUCGCGGCUCGUGCGCUCGCGCUCGUCCGACAACCUGCCCACCAGCCAGAGCCAGGUCAAUAUACAGAUGAUGUCCCACACGCUGACUAUACGUGAGAGAAUGUCUGAGGAAGCGUGCAAACAAAUGGGCUCUCACUCGCCGGGCCCGCGCGCCCUGUCCAUGGGCGUGUUCCCAAUCCAAGCGCUCAAGUCGCAGAUAUCCGACCAGAGUGAACUGUUCACGCUAUGGUCGUGGCUGCCGGUCCGCAUCACGAUGUACCAGCCCGUGCUGUUGUACACGACGGAGGAGCACGGCUGCUCGCUGACCACGUUCUAUGUGCGCGUGGAGCACCACGAGCCCACGCUGCUCAUGAUCAAGACGUGCAACAACGAGGUGUUCGGCGCGUACUGCUCGACGCGGUGGUUCGAGCGCAACCAGAAGGACGAGCGCGGCAACCGCCAGGCCUACUUCGGCACCGGCGAGACCUUCCUCUUCAGCCUGUACCCGGAGCGCGCCAAGUACCCGUGGGUGGGCUGCAGCGCCGACAACAAGGAGGCCGUGGCGCACGGCUCCGAGCUCUUCAUGGCCGCCGACUCCAGGAUGAUCACCAUCGGCGGCGGCGACGGGCAAGCGAUCUGGAUGGACGAGAACAUCCGCUUCGGCAAGACGGACCGCUGCUCCACCUUCAACAACCCGCCGCUCUGCCCCUCCGGCGACUUCGAGAUCCGCGUGCUCGAGGUCUACGGCUUCUCCGGCGCCUAGACGGAAUCUCUCGGCCGCCCGCCGUGACGUCACCCGAUCCAGCACGACUACUGUCCUGUCCACGUGACACUCCGUCUCAGGGUUUCCCACACCUAUCGCGACGGCAUUAGCAACCGAUAUAAAAAAAAAAUUAUGUCUACGCCAUAAGAGCGAACGCGACUGCAGAGCCGAGCGACGUAAUUUUUACUCAUAUUGCGUAGACAUGAAGCUUUUUUCUAUUUUAUUGUGACAUUCAUCACUUAAAAGUUUUCGAACCGAAUUCCUAUACUCCUAAACAAAACGGUAUUGCAGAGUGGUUGAAUCAUAAAGAAAACUAAUUUGAUGUCAUACAAAUCAAUAGUAAUACAAAAUGGUGUUGUAAAACGGUGAAGACGUCACAGUAAAUGGGAGGCCCGAUUUAUGUGUUGUCGUACCCCAAGUGUGAUAUAAAUGUUGUGAUCGUGUCACAUGGUGCGCCUGCCUGCAGGCGGCGUCGGCUACAUAGCUAUGUAUGUAUACACCUAUAUACACUGUACAGCUAUAAUCCCACGUAGAGACAAAUGCGAAAAAUGCUUUAUAUGACUCUUAGAGAAAAUCUUUGCAUGGGUGCGUGGCAUUAGAAUUAUUUCCACAAACAAAAAUAAUUCUUACUCGAUUCGUAUUCGAGCUUGUGUCACACUUUCACUAAAAAUCUGAGUUCUAGUUGCAACUGUAACCGCACGAGUGAGGUACGAGAUUGCGUAAGAUGAGAUCGUCAUAAUCGCUAUGUAACCGGUUUUCCGCCUCUUGCCGUAAAUAGACUGUGUAUUAGCUGUAUUACUAUAUUUAUUCACGUGUAAUCUCCCGUGUAUCCCCUAACCUCACACGUACUAAUAAGACACGUGUGUAGGCUAACAGAUCCGUUCAAAACAACGAAAGGGGCAAUUAGGUUGUUACGAUAUUUACUCGCGUAGAGUGUGUAAGUACAAAGAUGUGUUACGUAAUUAUUGGAUUUAAUACGCUUAAAGAAAGCAAUAUGUAUGAUGGCCUAGGCGUCAGCGGCGGCGGGACGUUCCGGAGCUGACGAGGGCGUGCCAUCAUAAGGUCACAAUUUUGUCGUUCUCAUACUUGUACGUGUUAUAUGAGACGAUAUAUUUAGUUUUAUGUCAAAGUUGUAACGGAAUUAAAUGACAAAGAAAUACUCAUGUUUUUUACUAGAUGGCGCUGUAUUUAUCAAACCUCAACGCCAUCUAGUGAAGUUUUUUUUUCUUUGAAAAUAUCAUUGCUCGAUUAAAUCUACAAAUUGAUGGCACGUUCUCAGUCUUAAUGACUUAUAAAGGUUCAUUCAAAAAGAAAACGCUUGUUGUUUUCAUAAAAUAAAAUUAAAAACAACACUUAAAUUAUGGAUGGCACCAAGUCUGCAACGGAACAUCCAAGCCGGCUUCAAUUAUUAUGUGCAUAAAAGUUCUGGAAUAUUUAUAAAGGGCAGCUUACGACGGCUGGCAGUUAUAACCUACUUCUGUGUUAACGUAAGAUAUAUUAAUAUAAGAAGGACGUACCAUACACGCCAGAUGUCAUAAGCCUGGCUUUGAAUGGUCAAAAAUACGGACAAUAGUCUUCAUGCUUAUAGGGCUUGAGCCUCGAUACGUGGACAGAGUAACUCUUGUCUUUACAUCGUUAGUAUUUAAUAUUGAACUCAACAGCUAUUGAAAUACGGUUCAUAUUUUACUAUCGCUAUAAAUACAUGGUUUCUUUAUCCCAUAUAAUUUAUAAACAUGUCUCAUAUACUCAAAACUGUCACCAUGUCUUUGCUCACAAAAAUGUACCAAAGAAAUAUAAAGUAGAAAAAUUUGUAGGUGUCGCUACGCACGGUUUUGAACUUUUUAAACAGUUGUCGGUGUUCUAUGUGUACCUAAAGUUAUGAGUCGUGUGCCGUCGAAAAGUUGCCAAAUAUGCGAAAUUUCCACUUGGAAAUAUUUUGGAACCUUCUCAUAUUUUUGCAUGGGAAUCGAAAUUAUCCGUUUCCAAAAUGAAAGUUUCCUGAUAUUUUCGUGAAUUUUUUGGCAACUUUCCGGAACUUGCACAUCUUUAGUAAUGUUAUGAGUGAGACGCGGUGAGUGUAGUAUUAUUUUACAUUUGACGGUUAUGUGCCAAAAAAAGGACCAUUCGACUUUAUACGUCUGGCAAUUUGGUAUAAAUAUAUUGAUUCGUGAUUUUAUACACCAUUUCUAAUUGCAGAUUUUCUAUGAUACGACAUAUGUGUGUUUCAUUCUCGUAUUUAGUACCCAUAAUGGUGUUUCAAAUUACGAAUUGACGACCGCCUUCCAUCUCAUCAUUUUCUUAUCUAAUAUUAAUGUAUGUGACGAAGCUAUAGCGGAUUCUAAAACUUGACGGUUAGCGUUUAAAAAAAUGAACGAAGUAAUUUUAAUGUGCGAUUUUUUAUAUAUGUUGAAUGCGAAAGUAGCGUUAGUCGGACAUCACAACAUACAUAUCCCUGAAGUACAACGGGAUAGCAUAUCACCGGCGGCUUGCCUUCACUCGGCAAUUCGUGAUGACGAUAAUGAAAUCAUCACGAAUUACAAAGUGAGCUUCCAUUAUUGGCUAAGUUAUGUGUUCUCACCAACACUAUUUUAAAACUGACCAUCUAAAUACUCUCAAAAUCGGUUUUGAAAUAGUAGGUCUUUCGAGCCGAUCCGGAGGUACUACAAACAUGAUUAUCAAAAGCCUAAGACUCGUUUUAAAUUCAGAUUAUUUAUGUAAUUUAUUGAUUAGGUAACAAUGGUUUAUAUAAUGUUAAUAUAGCGCCCCCGCGGGCCGCUACAGGCCUCGCGCGGCCCCGUGCGUGCGGUCAGCGUGCGGUCACGGUCAGCGUGCGGUCACGGUCAGCGUGCGGUCACGGUCAGCGCCUCAAUGCGACCGCACAUUGACUCAACGUGUUAACGCGACCGCAUGCUGACCGUACGCACGGGUCCGCUCGGGGCUAUAAAGUUAUGUCGGUAACUUUGAUAUAUUCGCUCAGUUGUUUUGAGUAUGUGCGCGCGUCCUGUGACACCUCCAAAAAAGGCUUUGAAUGAAAUGAUGAACGCUGAAAAUCAUGUUAGCAAACGCUUAAAUUAAUGCAUUGACAAUUUUUUUAAAGUAGGAUAAGACGCCGCGGCUCAGACUACGGGUGCGUUCAAUAUUAUUUGCACGUAUAGAGGUAUAAUAUGAAGUAAAAAUACCAUACCGUAUUUGAGUAUAAUUGUUUGCCUUUUGCAUGAAUGUAGGUGUCGUGGGUCCCGCGCACACGUUAUGUAAGUAGUAGUGUAUACUGUAUGUGGGGGGGAGGGCGGGGGCGCCGCGAACGAUAUUACGUUCUGUUGCGGGCGCACUGCGCACCCGUCUCUUUCACACCAACAACGUGUGAACGAGACGGGUAUAUCGAUAAAAAUGUUAGGAAGAUCAGCCCCGGAUAUGGUCUGAAAAUUGGACUAAAUAAAUUCAAUUGUACGACAAUACGCAGUUGAAUUUAUUUGAGGCAACUUUCAGUAGUCGUAAAGGUUGAGUUUUUGAAUGUAUGAAUAUUAGGCGCAGCGUGAUCCCGAGUUGUCGUUGAUCAGUGUAAAGUCUAGUCUUUAUCCUGUUUUUAUCUCUAACGAUAUAAUCUAAAUAUUUACGAAUUGAUAUUUAAAUUUUUGUGCGAUUUCGCCCCGACGGGGCGCGUAGGACGUGUUAGUUUAUAAAUACAUAUAAUGUAAAGUAUACUGUUAUUAAUAUUUGUUCUCCUUUUCAGUAUUUGUGGUGUGUGUUGUGAGCAUAUCGAGCGCGUGCUUGUUUUGUUACGUUACUGUACUGUUACAUUCUAUAGUCUAGCCGACGGGCGAAACUUGUUUAAUGGUAAUGUAAAUGUUGCUUUAUGAUGUCUACAAAAUAUAUAAUCCCAUAUACAA